AUGUCCGGUCUUUCCAUCCCUCUGUUUCUGACAGUGCUCUGUCUGCUUCUCAGGCCCCCUCCAUGUAGCAGCAGAAACAUUCUGGUAGUCCCUGUUGAUGGUAGCCACUGGAUAAACAUGAAAAUUAUCCUUGAACAGUUACACUCCAGGGGCCACAACAUCACUGUUCUGCGUUCUGCAAAGAGCUCGUACAUCCCUAAUAACUCUUCCAUUUAUACUUCUAUUAAUAUAAGCAUGCUGGAGGAUGAGUUAGACGUUAACUACUACAACAAAAUGUUACAAGAUGUUAUGGAAUGUCGCACUUAUCCUACAUUUAUACGCACGUUCUGCCAACAGUACUUGAUCACGUCCGUGUUAGAUCAGGGUCACAAGAUCUUGGCCAGAUCAGUUGCUACAAUAAUAGAAGACACAGUAUUUAUUCAGAAGCUACAGGAUACAAACUUUGACUUAAUGUUAACUGACCCUGGUAUGACAAUAGGGGUACUUCUUGGAAGUUACCUCAAGCUGCCUAUGGUUUUUAAUGUGCGCUGGAUUAAUGCUGGAGAAGGUCAUUUCACCAUAGCUUCCUCUCCUAUCUCAUAUGUCCCUGUGCCAGGAAGUGAGCUCCAUGAUCAGAUGGACUUUCUGAAAAGAACCAAAAAUAUGCUUGUGAUGCCACCCCCCACCACAAUGCUGCAUUAUCUUUAUAGUGUCAUUGCACAGCACUUGAUCAUAAAUCCUGCCUACUCAGAUCUGCUCCAACGACACUUCCCUCCUGGUACUGAUUUGCUGUCUUUACAGCGUAGAGCUGAUAUCUGGCUGUUCAGGGGAGAUUUUGUUUUUGAGUUCCCUCGGCCCACAAUGCCUAAUGUAGUAUAUGUAGGGGGCUUCCACAGCAACAAGGCCCAACCCCUUCCUGCUGAGCUGGAAGCAUUCAUGCAAAGCUCCGGAGAACUCGGUGUGGUUGUCAUGUCUCUGGGGACAUUUAUAUCGGCCCUACCCCGGAAGGCCACAGAGGCCAUCGCUGCUGCUUUUGCUGAGCUCCCUCAGAAGGUGAUUUGGCGUUUUGUGGGUGAAAAACCUUCAACAGCAGGGUGUUGUUUCCGAGAGAUGGAGUGGCUACCUCAGAAUGACCUCCUGGGACACCCCAAGACCCGUGCCUUUGUGGCCCGAGGAGGCACCAAUAGCAUGUAUGAAGCCAUCUACCACAGUGUUCCUGUUGUGGGCCUCCCACUCCUCUUUGACCAGUUUGACAACUUACUCCGGCUGAAGGUGCGUGGUGCAGCUCGGGUUGUAGAGACCUACUCACUAACCAAAGAAGACUUCCUGGGAGUUCUCAAGGAUGUUCUUGAGAAUCCCUCUUUCCACACUAACAUGCAGCAUCUGUCCCAGCUACACCGUGACAAGCCAAUGACUCCAAUGGACACUGCCAUCUUUUGGAUUGAAUAUGUCAUCAGGAACAAAGGAGCACCUCACCUACAGUCAGCAGGUUUUCAUCUGCCUUGGUAUUCCUACUUCUGCCUGGAUGUGGCUGCUUUAACCAUAGCCAUAACUGGAAUUUUCAUCUGGGCUUUGGUCUUUGUCUGUAGGCUCCUCUGCUGCCGGAGGUCAAAGAGAAAAAUGAAACCAGAGUAA
This is a messenger RNA of Pelmatolapia mariae (spotted tilapia), 1614 nucleotides long. Its product is annotated as UDP-glucuronosyltransferase 2C1-like. The record is from RefSeq and is a predicted model, not a curated record. NCBI's taxonomy places the organism in Eukaryota, Metazoa, Chordata, Actinopteri, Cichliformes, Cichlidae. Gene Ontology annotation, molecular function: UDP-glycosyltransferase activity. The coding region runs from base 1 to 1614 and encodes 537 amino acids. The transcript is spliced from 2 exons.